ACAAGUUGGAAGUCUGACCUUCCGCCAGCGCGCAGCACUGUGCCGUGCGCGGAUUGAGCACUGCAGCGGCAGUAGCGCACUUCAGGCUUCACCGGGGGGCGGAGUUUGACCUCUCGAGUCUCUAAGCAUCACUAAUCCGCGUCGGACAUUCUGCCGCACGCCGUCACCGGGCCGGUUUGCGCAAAAAGAGGGACGGAUUGCAGGCGAAAACAAACGCUUUUCCGCGCGCCUGGUCUGUGCGCCAUCAGAGGCUCGAGCUGCCGUGUGCGUGCAUGCGUGCGUGCUGCGCUGUGGAGGAUAUAGCGCGAUUUCGUGCGUCUGUCCGUAUAUCCGCAGUCGUUUCCAGUCUGCGUGCACAGGAGACGUCUGGAGCGGUCAGUGCGCGCUUCACGAGAUUGUCCAGUUUCGAUGUCUUGGAACACAAACUUGAGGCUUCCGUGUGGCUGAUCCUGACGAUGGUUUUAAUUUGUCACUCUGGGGGUGCGUGGGGAUGAACUGCAUGGAGCCCAUGGCCAGACCUGCACACCAUCUCCAACUUUCCAACAUGUCCAGCUGCAGCAAGUCUCCCCUCAUCUCUGGAGAAGUUGCAGCUUCAAGCUAAAUGGCAUUGGUGAAGAUGUUCAAAAAACCCAGAGGAAGCCUGAAGAAAUCCUACCAGCCGGGCAGCAUGCUGUCUCUGGCUCUCACCAAAGGCCUGCUCAACGAACCGGGACAGAACAGCUGUUUCCUCAACAGCGCUGUUCAGGUCCUUUGGCAGCUGGACAUUUUCAGGAGAAGUUUGCGACAGCUCUCAGGUCACUUUUGUCUCGGUGAUGCCUGCAUCUUCUGCGCUUUAAAGAGUAUAUUCAGUCAGUUUCAGCAGAGUCGGGAGCGUGUGCUGCCCUCUGACAUCCUGCGGAACGCUCUGGCUGAAACCUUUAAGGACGAGCAGCGCUUUCAGCUUGGGCUGAUGGAUGAUGCUGCCGAGUGCUUUGAGAACAUCUUGGAGCUGAUUCAUCUGCACAUUGUUUCAGAUGCUGCAACUGAUGCAUGUUCAUCCAAAUCCUGCAUAACCCAUCAGAAGUUUGCAAUGAUGCUAUAUGAACAGUUUGUGUGUCGCUGUUGUGGAGCAACUUCAGACCCACAUCCAUUUACAGAACUUGUACAUUAUGUUUCAACAACUACAUUAUGCCAACAGGUUGACCGGAUGUUGGGGAAAAAUGAGCGCCUGAGGUCAGACAUGUUCGGUGAAUUGCUGCAGGCUGCAAACAACACAGGUGACCUGCAGAACUGUCCGAGUAACUGCGGUCAGAGCAUCAAGAUCCGUCGCGUGCUCAUGAACUGUCCUGAGAUCGUCAUUAUUGGAUUCGUUUGGGAUGCUGAGCAGUCUGAUCUUACCGACGAUGUCAUCAGGUUACUCGGCCCACGUUUGAAACUGUGUGGGCUUUUUAACCGUGUCACUGAUGAGAAUGCCAAACGCAGCGAGCUUCAUCUGGUGGGGAUGAUCUGUUUUUCCAGUAAACAUUACUCAGCCUUUGCCUAUCACACCAAAUCUUCAAAAUGGAUGUUUUUUGAUGAUGCCACAGUAAAGGAGAUUGGAUCCAAAUGGAAAGAUGUGACCUCAAAAUGUGUCAGAGGGCAUUUCCAACCACUUCUUUUGUUCUACACCAAUCCUGAUGGAACUCCAGUAUCCAAUGAGGAUGCACCAAGACAAACAACAAUGUGCCCCCGCUACAAAACCCAAUUCAACGGUGACAUGACAGGGACACAUCCCCUCAGCAGUCUGAGCAAAUUCCAGGAGCCAUUCAUGGAAAAUUUGCAGAGGGCCAGUGAGGUGUCAAAGAAGGACAGAGGACAUCGAAGAAGUGAUCCGUCACAACACAAAGAGAUUGCACAUGCAAGAGCGUUAUCUCCUUCAGAGAACAGACUGGUUCCACCUGUGGACCAAAAACUAAAAAACUGUCCACGGACUGAGAAGUCUUUAAACCAUCCAAAUAAAGGGUCUCAGGAGUCACGUGGCCAGAGCGUCAGUGCACAGGCUGGUGGGUACGGCCGCAGGAACAACUCCUCUCCAAGUCAUAAUCAUCAGGAUAGCUGUCAAGAGCCGUGGGACAAAGGUGGGAGCGGAGGAAGCCGCAGUAAACCCAAGUCCACAUGGAGGCCGAUUCGGGAGGUGUUAAACGUGGACACCGUGCUGAGCGAACUGGAGCAGAGACGUCAACAACAGCAACACGACAGCCCGCGGAGAUGUAAGGCUGCAUCACAGGAAAGGGUCCAUGCAGAACAAGUCAGAGACCAGGAAUCUUCACGGAGCAGAGAAGAGCGCAAACAGAAGUGUUUAAUGACUAUUUAUGAGGAUGAGCAGCGACAGGAGACAGAGAGCCAUAGUUCUGUGGAGUCAGAGAGCAGGGCCAACCAGCACAGGGGCAGCAGACUAAAGGGCGGCCCGAAAACCCUGCUGCGAAGUGACACUUGGACCAUACAGAGGACAGAGUCUGGCUAUGAGAGCAGUGACAGGCUUAGCAGUGGCUCCACCAAUCCUGACUCACCUGGAGUAGAUGGUGUUGCUGGUAAAGAACAGAGGCUAACAACAGAAGCACAGUUACAAAGCCAACUGCAUCAAAAGGGAGGCGAUGGGAAGCCAAGUGUAUCAUCUUCACCCUCACACAAUGGUAAACUUCAUCCUAAACCUCAGGGAAAGAACUGUGACCAGGGUUCACAUUCACAUUUGAAGUGCAGUCCAAUUUCAAGAAGGAAAUCAAAGUACACAUGCGGCACCUCCAGGAAAGUGAUGUGUGCAGAGCGAGAGUUGACCAACUCAGACAGCAGAACUGUGCACAACAAGCAGCAGGAGGUGUCAGCCUGCAGAGAACAUCCUACGGAAAGCACAGCCCCGAGACAUAUUACGAAAACCAGCAGCCCGGAGUGGAACAGCUCAGAUGACCUCGCUCUGUCAGAGCCCGAGGACAGGGACAGCAGUUACUGCUCCAGCAACAAUGAGGCCACCACCUCUGACUCCCAGUGUCCUCACACGACCCUGCCACAUCACCCUCCCAGCAACACGACAGCAGAACCUCCUCAAGGGAACAAUCAGCUCAGCACGACAGGGUCUCCUCACCUUCGACCCACACAGUGGAUCUCCCCUCACCAGGCGGAGACAAGCCAUGGCAUUUUCAGACCGAGGAUGCUGCAAGAACCCUUUCCAUCAAGUCCACGUCUUUCACCCACAUCCUAUGUUAGUCCUCAUAAGAAGGUUGACCUUUCAGGACUCAAAACUUUUUCAGAUGCAAGUUCCAAGUCUGGCUCUGACCUAGAGAGGAGUACCCCAUCAUCAUGUGAAAGUGAGGAAAGGCUCAGUGGAUGCAGUGUGGAUCAGGCGGCACCGGCUCAAGAGGUUUGUCUCACAACGUACUUCAAUGUGGACAACUUUAUGACUGAAACAUACCGUCUGAAAUACCACAACCAGAGGCCACUGGUCCUAUCCGCUACAGCGCCACGGACCGUCGCCACAUCUGAGCGCAGAGAUGCCUCCCACAUGCUUCACGUGGACUCACACUCACAGGAUGUGCCAAGAACCAAACCCAAUGCAAGCCAUAAUAGCAAUAAACCUAUUGCAAAGUGGAACCCAGUGGCAGCCAAAGGACUGGAUGAACGUGGUUUUUUAUGAGUGUUCUGUGGUGAGCGUUACAAACAGCUGUCAGAGUGAUACUAACGCAAUGCCAAAGAGUUUACAGAAUAGAAACAUUUUAUUAUUGUUAUUAUUAUUAUUAUUAUUAUUAUUUAUGCAAUUUUGCCACAUAUAUUGAGUAUUUUUGGAAGUGUUCCAUGUCGUCUGAAGUCUGAUCAGCUGCCAUGCACAGUAGACUGUCUUCCACUUUACUGUGAUGUCUUGGUUUUUACUCUCCACAAAAGCUCUGUGAGUCUUUAUGUUUAAAUUCCAUUUUUCAUUUUCUGAGUCUAAAUUUGGUUUCACCGUUUGCUACAGUCACGCGAGGGCGAAUGGCUGAAUCGCAGCAUGCUAACAUGCUUACAUUUGUUAACAGCACUUUAUAUGAAGUCGAUAUUCUGCACAGCACAAUAAAAGCUCCGGGUUUAAAGAUU
Molecule: messenger RNA, 4080 nt
Organism: Thalassophryne amazonica
Lineage: Eukaryota; Metazoa; Chordata; Actinopteri; Batrachoidiformes; Batrachoididae
Gene: usp53b
Product: ubiquitin specific peptidase 53b
Exons: 17
Coding region: 602-3646 (1014 amino acids)
Biological process (GO): protein deubiquitination; response to auditory stimulus; sensory perception of sound
Cellular component (GO): cell-cell junction
Molecular function (GO): cysteine-type deubiquitinase activity
Source: RefSeq, a predicted model, not a curated record